Messenger RNA from Nylanderia fulva, 1654 nucleotides. NCBI's taxonomy places the organism in Eukaryota, Metazoa, Arthropoda, Insecta, Hymenoptera, Formicidae. The record is from RefSeq and is a predicted model, not a curated record.
AACACUAAAUUUGAUUAUCUAUAUAAUUAUUCUAAAAUAUAUUAUUGUUAUGUCAAAUAAUGAGUGGCAAAGUGUUUGCAUUUGUGUGUUCCGUGCUUUUCCUCGUCUUUUCGUUAUCGAAAUCGCAGGAAAAUUCCACCAACAGAGAUGAUAAUUUGACGAUACGAUACGAGAUAAAUACGGAUUCUACAACAAAUUAUAAUGACAAAACAAUAACACUGCGACAUGAUUUGCAUAAAAAUUUGAUAAAUAAUACACAAAAUGACAUAUUGCAGUAUGAAUUUCAUAUGAAUAAUAAACGCGAGGGUAAUGAUUCGAUUCAACAUAAACGUUACAAGCAUUCAAUGCAGAAUAAAGAUGAUGAGCAAAAAUCGAUGAAAUCUAACACAAAUUCGACAUAUGUCAAUCAUCAAAGGAAUUUCACGACUCAGGAAGUUUAUGAAAAUGUAAUUGAAAAGAAUGAUUCUAUGUCACUUGAAGUCUUCAAAAAUUCCAGCAAAGAUACUAAUGAAACUGUCAUCGUCCCAAACGAAAUGUGUCAUAAUGAUACUUGCAUUCGGCUCUGCUGUUCUCUUGGCGAGCGUCUGGUUCAUGGCAACUGCAUUCCUGAAGGAAUUGAAUACAUUUUUCCAAACGUAUACACGAACGAUUCGACGCAGAGCGAAAAGAGAGUGAACGAAUUGUUUGAGCUGGCCAUUUAUGAUUCGUGCCAGGAAGAGAAGUAUCUGCUUCCUGAAGAUUUUCAGUACGAUUAUAAGAUUUUUACCAACGGUUCUAUAUAUUUAAUUUAUUAUGAAAAAUUUGUUGAAUCGACAUCAUAUUGUCUCGCCGUUGUCGACGGGAAUGAAUUCCAAGUGACCUACUGUCCCGAAACUUAUGACAAGAAUGAGGAGAUAACUGAUAUAGAGCGCUUCAUUUAUAGCAUACCAAUUAUAUAUCUGAGUUUCUAUAUAGUAUCUACAUUACUUACGGGGUCAGUAUUUCUGGUGUAUUCUAUAUUGCCAGAACUCCGAAAUGUACACGGCUUUAUGUUGCGCAAUUACAGCGGUGCCCUGACUGUUGCAUACAGCAUUGACAUUGUGAUUAUUAUCAUAACGGGUGAUUUACCGUAUUCUGUUUGCGUUACAAAAGCCUUUUUAAAAUACUUUGGCUAUAUGGCGAGUUACUUUUGGUUAACUAUAAUGAGCUUUGAUAUGUGGUGCACAUUCAGGUUUAAUUUGUAUCUGAAGCUAUUUAUUAUGCGGUUUGUCGUGAUGGGGUUUGGCGUGGGUAUAGAAUGGUUUGUGGUAACGUCAUUGUUGUUUGAAGAAAUUCAGACUAGAAUAAUCAUUUUCUUCUUGUAUACUAUUAUCUUCCUAGACAUCGUGCAGAAUCUCUGCACCUUUAUUACAUUCAUAUGUAAAAAGAAGAUCAAGAUGAUGUUACUGAAGCGAUUUGGAUGCGGUUCACACGUUCGACAGACGACUGUAACAUCGAGCACUAUCACGUCUAAAGUAGCUAUGCAAGACAAGAAUUUUUACGCACAGCAUAACUGUCACGUUAAAAGUUCACCCAGUGGGACUGAACUCUAAAUUUCUAUGCAAAAUAUAAACGAAUAUUCUCUUCACUAAUUAUUCUUUGUAUUUUCCUUAUAAUUAUAUAUUUGUACAAUCAA